AUGUUGCGAUGUUGCAAGCCGGCGUCAGCACCAGAAGUACUAGACGAGCUCUAUAAGGUGAAGACACGCAUCAUGGACACUACAAUGGAAGACAUUGCUAAUUUUUCUGAUAUUCUCGGUUACUAUUAUUGUUCAGGUUGUAGAGGUACGUUUGUUGGCGAGGAUUUUGUAAGAGAAGGCGACACAUGGCUUUCUAAUUUAGAUCAACCCUGUGGGUGGACCAAGCAACGCCUUAACAUGGCCAUGGCUUACGGCGACUGGAGCUUCGCUACGAAAGACAUCAAAUACGGAUCUCCCAUUAUCCAAAACUUAGUACCGGAAACUAUAGACUCGGGGACUUUUUAUAACAAUGACGUGACAGAUGCAAUGAAGACUAUUACACGAAGUGAGACCAGCGUUCGCACAGUCACCCACACGACAACCAGUUCUUGGAAAAGCAAUCUUGAACUAAACUUACAAGUUACUUACAAGCCACCUGGAAUGGAAUUUAGUGCUGGAUACAAGUUUGGAUAUGAGACAAGCACGUCUACAAAAAAUGAAAAAAAUGAGAAAACAUCAAAGCAUUUUACAAUUUCUACUAGCAAAAAUAUCCAGGCCUUUUCUGCUGCCAAAUGGAGAUUUAUCGUUGCAAAAACACGAACUUCAAUAACGUACACAGCUACAAUCAUAGCCAGGUUUUCUACCGAGCUUCAAGGCCUUCUUCGUGGGGGUGAAGGACAGCACGAUACCUACACAAAUUAUCAUAACAAGUAUCAUGGUAAAAAUAGUGGUUCAAAUGUGAACUACAAGUUUGGCAGCUCCAGCGUCCCAUUUUACACAGACCUAAAGCAACAGAGCGAUACAAGUUCACACCCUUGGUUGUGGAACGACUUGAAAAAUGCGCGUCCAGAAUUCCAACAAGUGGUCGACGAUUUGUGCGAUGAGAAUAGAUACGCCUUUCAACUUACUGGCAGGUUUGAUGAUGUUGUUGGUACAAGUGGAGAUUUUACCUGGGAAGCUGUACCAUUAAGUAAACGAUCAGCAGAGAGUUUUAAGCGUGUGCCUGACCGUAUCUUCCAGAAUUCAACGCAUGUCGCUAGGGCUUUGCCUAAUGAUGUUCCUCCAGUUAAACUUGAUCCUCCUUAA
Messenger RNA from Physella acuta, 1125 nucleotides. RefSeq lists its product as uncharacterized. The record is from RefSeq and is a predicted model, not a curated record. NCBI's taxonomy places the organism in Eukaryota, Metazoa, Mollusca, Gastropoda, Physidae.